AUGGAGGCCGAAGGUGUCCACCAGGAAGCAGGCCGUGGCAGCCACCAGGAGAUUUUGCCGGGGAUUGAAUCCGGCCUUGAGCCGGUGGAAGACAAGUCCAGAACUGCUGUGCAAGACGAAAGCCAGGCAGCUCCCAAUGCCACCCAGGGAGGUUCGUCAAGCCCUCUUCAGGACCCGACAGCCACCUUCUUGGAAGGUGGCCUCGUGCGGGGUGGCGCCAUGCCAGUGCUUCUGGAGGCGGCCGCGAGGGCCUCACGCUCGGACGAGCGCCUUGUGAUCCUUAAAGCCAUGGAGAACACCGCGCUGUCACUGGACACAGGGAUCUCUGGCCGCCUUGCAAGAUUUGUUGAGCUGGGUGGUGUGACGAUCAUCCGCGACUGGCUUGCAGGGCCUGCGGAGGAUGUCCGCUGCAUCCGUGCCUGUUUGGUGGUCCUGCGGCUUCUUCCCUUGCGGCGCUCGGAUGUCCUGUCUUUGAACCUCCUGACGCUGGCCGCCUCCCGCGCUGAGCAGCUUCCGGAGCUGCGAGAGGAGGUGGAGAAACUAGUUCGCACAUGGCAGAUAUCGCUGAAACUCAAGGGCACUGCUUCGUUGAAGCGGAAGCGUGAGGCAGAGGAAGCGGAGACGCUGAGCGAGAUCUCGCACUUGGGCCGGGUGCUUCAGGAGCGACCGAAACCUGUUCCCACAGAACGACCUAGACCAAGUGUGAAGCCGGAGCUGCUGGAUCAGCACUUCGAAGAUCCCUUUGCCUAG
Messenger RNA from Symbiodinium pilosum, 750 nucleotides. The record is from the annotation of a GenBank genome assembly. NCBI's taxonomy places the organism in Eukaryota, Dinophyceae, Suessiales, Symbiodiniaceae.